AUGAACAAACAAUUUUAUGGUGUACCAAUCAAGGAGUAUUUCUCGAAUCUUGCUUCAAAGAGAGUCGAUACCGAAGAAGAUAACCCCGAUUAUAGAUGUUUCAAAGGCAAAAUUCACAUUUAUCCGUUGACGAAGAUAUUAUUCCUGAUUAGUAUUGGAAUAUGGUUACUUUUUAUGGGUGUAACGUUUCCGUGGAGCGUUUUUGUGUUCUGGAUUCCACUCGUUUAUUUCCUGAUAACGCUUUAUGCGUUAAGACAGCGAAACGCACUCUGUAUGUGGCCAUCGAUCAUACAUUGCGUAAGUUGUGUUUUAUCACUCACAAAUACACAACCUUAG
Messenger RNA from Anisakis simplex (herring worm), 336 nucleotides. NCBI's taxonomy places the organism in Eukaryota, Metazoa, Nematoda, Chromadorea, Rhabditida, Anisakidae. The record is from the annotation of a GenBank genome assembly.